Molecule: messenger RNA, 1500 nt
Organism: Solanum dulcamara
Lineage: Eukaryota; Viridiplantae; Streptophyta; Magnoliopsida; Solanales; Solanaceae
Product: probable mediator of RNA polymerase II transcription subunit 26c
Exons: 8
Coding region: 140-853 (237 amino acids)
Cellular component (GO): nucleus
Source: RefSeq, a predicted model, not a curated record
CAAAACAAUAACAUAAAAUGUGUUCCAAAGCUACAAAAAGCCUUUUAAACUUGUUCACGUUAAUAUAUCCCCAUUUCACUCUGUCCCAAACUCUGCUUUCUUUCUUUCUCUUCUGCCCUGUUUCUUAGUAGUAAACAACAUGGAAUUGGAUGAAUUACGUUUAAUCUUAAAGAAUUCAGGCGUGGACUUGUGGGGUUUAAUUGACACAGCCAUUUCAGUAGCCAUUCUUGAUCAUGGAAAUGAGCUUCGCAGCCGAAGAGACGCCAUUGUUGAGAGACUCUACACUCCUCUGCUCUGUAACAAUUCUUAUUCUGCUGAAAUCCCAAAAAGCAUUGAGAGAAAUAUUGAUGAUGAUCACAAGUUAAAAACAGAGGAAAAAAGUACUGUAGACUAUGAAGAAGAUUUAGAAAUCAGCAAAAUCAUCACAAUCAAGAAUCAUUUUGAAAUAUCAAAUCAGUCUGAGAAUUGCUUGGUUGAUCUACUUCAAUGUCUUGCUGAAAUGGACAUUAGUUUCAAGGUUCUUGAGAAAACAGAUAUUGGAAGGCAUGUAAAUAGACUGCGAAAACAUUCAUCAAAUGAAGUAAGAAGACUUGUUAAACUACUCAUCAGGAGAUGGAAAGAUAUUGUUGAUGAAUGGGUUAGAUUAAAUACAUCAAUGGAGGAAACAGAUGAUUUCGAGGAUGGAGCUUAUAUUUCAAAUGAUUCACCAUUAUAUUGCGGUCAUAAGCAUAGCGUAGAGAAGGACAACAACAGUAAUCUAUCGACAAAACGCCUACGUGAGGAUUACAUGGAAGAACAUUAUGCCAAAGCAGAAAGGAGAAGAGAAGUGGAGCUUGAAGACGUAGGCAAUUAAUUUCCCUACUAUAUAGACUACAAGUGGUUAUGAAGACACAAAUAAUACAAUUGGGAGAAAGCAAAGAGGAAAGAUAACAAAUGACACAGUACAUGCCAAGUUCUUAUGAGGGUAUAUAUAAUUGGUGUUAUGUAAUUUUGUCAUGACCAGUCAUGGAAACACAUGCAAUGGUCUGUGCUAAGUUACAUGACAUUAACUGACUCUGAUAAAGAAAGAAGUUUGAAGACUUGUGGAGAAUAGGGAGUAAUAAUUAGUACAAUUAUAUGGUCAAUUGUGUAGGGCUACCUAGCAUAUGGAGUAGUAUUUAAUUUGGACUCCAGCCAUGUGAUGCAUUAGUUUAUUAGUGAAGUUAUUGCUGUGUUUUCAUGACUAGAUGCAUUGCUCUUCUUCAUGUGGACUACUAGCAAGAAGAUAUAUAGUAGUAGUAGUUGCUUUGUAGCUAUAGGCCUAUAGGGGGGGGGGGGGGGGAUAACAUGGAAGCCACUUCACUAUGCAAGUGUACAUAUUUUAUUUGUUUAUGGUCUUUAUAAUUACUUUUCAUGGAAAACCCUACCUCAUUCAUGAUUAGGGCCAGUUAUUUCUACUUGACAAUAUGGUGUUCUUAUUUAACAUCUACUCUAUGAAGUGUAUAUGUUCUUAGUAAAUAA